AUGAUUGUGCUUGUGUAUGUUGAUGACAUUAUCGUUACAGGCUCUUGCUCCACUACUAUUACAGCUUUGGUUCAGCAUUUGAAAGGUCAGUUUGCAGUAAAGGACCUCGCUGAUUUACAUUUUUUUUUUGGGCUGGAAGUCUCUCGGUCAUCUACUGGAAUGCACAUUUGCCAAACUAAGUAUUUUCGGGACUUACUAACCAAGACGGGCAUGGUGGAUUCCAAGCCUCUCUCUACACCGAUUACCCUUGGCUCACUCUCUCUUCAUGAUGGCACUCUCUUACCCUCCGCUACUGCAUAUCGAAGCAUUGUAGGAGCCUUACAAUAUUGUACUCUUACCAGGCCAGAUCUCGCGUUUGCAGUAAACAAACUCUGCCAGUUUAUGCACUCUCCAACAGACAUUCAUAUGCAGGCCGCUAAGCGUGUUCUCCGCUACCUCAAAGGCACUACUCACCUCGGCUUGUUUCUCCAUCCCACUACUGAUCAUACAUUAUAUGCCUAUACAGAUGCCGAUUGGGCAUCUUGCCCGGAUGACAGCCGCAGUACAAGUGCUUAUUGUAUCUUUCUUGGGCACAAUCUGAUUUCUUGGUCCUCAUCCAAGCAGAAAGUGGUGUCUCGUUCAAGUAUUGAAUUGGAAUAUCGCGCCAUGGCCAAUGGCGCUGCUAAAAUUUCUUGGCUACAGUCUCUUCUCUCUGAAUUAGGCAUGCCUCUUCCUCAUCCUCCGGUGUUAUAUUGCGACAAUGUCAGCACUCUUCACUUAGCUACUAACCCGAUACUUCAUGCUCGCACCAAGCAUGUGGAACUUGACUAUCAUUUCAUUAGAGAACAUGUCCUCCGCAAGGAUCUGUUCUUGUCUUUCACUCCGUCGUCCAAUCAAUUGGCGGACUGCCUGACCAAGCCUCUUAUCACCACUCAAUUCCUGGAGCUGCGAACCAAACUCACUGUGCUUCCGCGCCCAAUGAGUUUGCGGGGAUGUUAA
Molecule: messenger RNA, 978 nt
Organism: Humulus lupulus (European hop)
Lineage: Eukaryota; Viridiplantae; Streptophyta; Magnoliopsida; Rosales; Cannabaceae
Exons: 1
Coding region: 1-978 (325 amino acids)
Source: RefSeq, a predicted model, not a curated record